Orbicella faveolata is the source of this 960-nucleotide messenger RNA. Its product is annotated as melatonin receptor type 1B-like. Gene Ontology annotation, biological process: G protein-coupled receptor signaling pathway. Gene Ontology annotation, molecular function: G protein-coupled receptor activity. Gene Ontology annotation, cellular component: membrane. NCBI's taxonomy places the organism in Eukaryota, Metazoa, Cnidaria, Anthozoa, Scleractinia, Merulinidae. The record is from RefSeq and is a predicted model, not a curated record.
AUGACGGAAAAGCCCACAGUCCCACUGCACCUGAGCGUCGAAGAGUCUAUUCCAUUCUUGUCAAUUCUUACAAUCAUUGGAGUGACAUCUGUUACGACUAAUUUGCUCAUCAUUGGUAUCAUUUGCAAGAACUCCCGGCACGGGAAGACCCACGACUUGUUCACCUUGCAUAGCAGCCUAGUGGAUUUAUUUACCGCAUCGAUUGUCGUGCCGUUCUGGAUUUUAUCCGCCAUCCACAGCCACAUAUAUUUCGUGGGCAAAGUCUACUGUAAAGUCAGCGCGACCGUCAGUUUCGUAGGGAUGGUAGCCCCUGUUAUCUUCCUCGCGCUAGUAGCCACCAGCAGGCACUGCUCAGUUGUGGACAGGAAAGCAUUUCCGAGAAUUUUCAGCGAUUCCAGAUCAAGGUUGAUGGUUGUGAUUGUAUGGGUUGUGUCAAUACUAAUCAGUCUACCCCCUCAUUUUGCAUGGCCGCUUCAGACCGAAGAGAUGCGCUGCCUUCCUGAUUUAAUCAGCAAUUCUUGGUACACCACGGCUGUGCUAGCGUUCUGCGUGGUGUUACCUCUUAGCGCGUCGUUCUACACGCACAUUUAUGAUAUUUUUAUCUUUCAGCCAGAGCGCAUGAAGCGGCACGAUUCCGUGAAGAAACGCUGUGAGCGUUAUGCUCUUAAAGGAUGCGAAAGGACCGCUCAAAAAGCGUUUUUUAGCAUUCUUAUCAUUCACACUUGCUGCUGGGCGCCCUACACGUGUAUGGCAUUGGUUCAAACGAUGACCGGGGGAAAAUUGUUUUACCUGGGGAAUGUCCCAGUGCAUUUUAUCGCUUUGGUGGUUGGACUGACUGGAACGACGCUGAAGGGAGUUGUGGCAUGCUUCGAGGUGCCGCAUAUAAAAGGAUUGAUCAAGAAACAAUUUGGAUGCGCCGAGCGCGAGGAACGUGAAGGAAAUGCUUCCGAGGAAGCCUAA